Nanorana parkeri is the source of this 834-nucleotide messenger RNA. RefSeq lists its product as uncharacterized. The record is from RefSeq and is a predicted model, not a curated record. NCBI's taxonomy places the organism in Eukaryota, Metazoa, Chordata, Amphibia, Anura, Dicroglossidae. The coding region runs from base 1 to 834 and encodes 277 amino acids. The transcript has 7 exons.
AUGACAAUCCGGGAUGAACGAUACAUGCUUGGGACAGACCUGUGCUUGUGGGGAAUCUCCCUCAGUAACCAGGAUGUUGCCAGUCUUGCCAUAUUGUUGGAACUUAGUGGAAGAACCUCCUAUCCGUUUGUAAAGCUAGAAGCCAUAGAUUGUGGGAUGGAUGUAUGGUCGGUGGAGAGGCUGGGGAAAUCCAUAAAAUGCAGCCAGUUAACAUCUGUAACCUUGGAUUACAAUGAGUUCCAGGAUGAAGGGAUACAGGGUCUCAUUCGUGGCCUGGAAGGGAACAUGAAGAUUGUUUCUCUUAGUCUGUGUUAUUGUAAACUUGGUCCUUCCAGUGGGGCAUUACUGGGAAAGCUUUUGGCAGAGUCAGCAAUAAGUGAACUGGACCUGACUGGGAACUAUCUGCAGUGCUCUGGGGCAGUGGACCUAAUCACAAGUAUAGCAGAGUAUGCCCAGGGUCUGGCUACAGAGCGGCCACCUGAGCAGCCCAUUGACUUAGCUCAUCAGAUUCUGGAAGGGAAAAAGAGAAAGAAAAAGACAGCAUUGCCGCCUGGCCCCUGGGUGACCAAGUUACACCUGGCUGAUAAUGGCAUUGAUGCCAUGGGGAAGGAAAGGGAGACCGGACUGUUGGAAUUCUCACAGCUGCUGAACAGUCUGAUCCAUUACUCGGAACAGCUUUCUGAAUUGGAUCUUGAUAACAAUUGUCUUGGGGAAAUGGCAGCAACUGACAUCCUGGAGGCCUUAACCUACAGAAAUCAAGGAGCCAUUUGCUUGUUUGACUUGGAUCCUCUCAUAGGAGCCAUUUGCUUGUUUGACUUGGAUCACACCUAUUGA